Messenger RNA from Nematocida homosporus, 212 nucleotides. RefSeq lists its product as uncharacterized. Lineage: Eukaryota; Fungi; Microsporidia. The record is from RefSeq and is a predicted model, not a curated record. The annotation marks the transcript as partial. The transcript has a single exon.
AGUACCUCCACCACUACCUAUGCUCACUUAUUUUUGCCAUUAUCGGCCUGGCCUUCAUUAUUGACCAAAGCACAUUCCUUUGUCUUCUCUUCCUAUCUAUCUCCUUUUUAUCUUUUAUCUACUUCUCCCCUAUUACGUACGGCCAUCUUGGCCCAAUCGAAACCAUCCCCGGCAAAUCAAUCUUCACCAAGUGGAACUUGUACACCGAAUAA